Messenger RNA from Auanema sp. JU1783, 462 nucleotides. NCBI's taxonomy places the organism in Eukaryota, Metazoa, Nematoda, Chromadorea, Rhabditida, Rhabditidae. The record is from the annotation of a GenBank genome assembly.
AUGUCGUUCCUGCGACCUCCCCCAGCCGGAACCAAGCUCGUUCCAUGGGUACCAGACUUGAUCUUUAUCCCUAUCUCUAGAGCUGUUGAAAGAGUAGGAGUAUACUUCUACAACAGAGUCCUCAACAAGACCGAAGUUGGUCUCCUCAACAAGAGAUACAACAAGAACGUCCAUGGACCUUACUGCCACUGGCGUUAUUACGGAAAGCUUGACACUAAGCUUAUGGAUGUAAAGCUUGCUGAGCUUCCAGCUUGGAUGGCUCGUCGUGAGAAGACUCCAGGAGCCUUCUACAAUGAGUUGAUGCGCAACAUCUGGAGAGUCCACAAUAAGUAUUACUCCGGACCAGUCUACAGCAACACCGUCAAGACCAUUUUCCGUUUCAUUUUCGCCUACUCCUUCCUUAACUGGCUGGUUAAGUCUCACCGUUACCUUGAUUUCCAAAAGACUAUGUAUCAUUGGUAG